GGUCCUUCUCUCAGGACUAGAAGGUAACAAUAUGCUGCCGUAUUUUGCAGUUCUGGGAACCCUUUCCUGGAAGGAAGACGUGGGAUGUAGCUGGGUUUGCUUUUAAGCAAAUGCGUUCUUGAUUGCGUUGUCACUCAGAAUAGAUAAGGAACCUCGACUUUGGAGUUUCCUGCCCGUCGGUGUUAUCAGGAUGAUGGAGGGAGGUCGAAAAAUCGGUCUGGGGAGUAAACAUGAGGCUGCACUUUGUUCUGCUUAACCAUCCUUUGUAGCUUUCUGGGGGCAAGGAGCAGAUUGCCAGAUUCUGACUACAGUGUGUGUAGUACAGUAUUAAAUCUCUUAAUUAGAAUUUUGUUUCUAUACUGUAUAUGGCAUAAUCUCUGGUUCCCUCUAGUGGCCAGUUCUAGACAUAUGUAUUUCCUGUUUUUUAUUUUUUCAUUUAAUAUUUUCAGGAUAUGGAUAAGUGAAACCGCAGAUACUGAUUCCUUGAUCACAGUGGUCCUAUAAAUAAUUUAUAUGCAGAUAUCUCAAGUUUAAUUAUUAGGAUCUUCAAAUUAAGGAUUUCCAACUAAAGAGAUAAGAAGACAUCUACAGUACUUGAUAUGCUGGAGAUUUCUUUCAGUGUGGAUAAUAAGCUAGCUUGAAGUGUUUGUUAAAUCUUUCAAAACUGGUGUAUUCAAGUGUAAUAGUUUGGAGAUCCAAAACAAUUAUUGUGUGUCACAAUGGCCUCUUCCUCUGACCUGAAAAAGCCCUGCCCUCUGAACACAUCAUUGCUUCCAGACCUACCUAAUGGACCACUCUGUGCCUACCGGAAAAAAGCAUCUUUUAAUUGGAAGGAGAUGGCCCUGUUUAUAGAAGAGGAUGAUCUCAUCAGAUUUAAGAAUAAAAUAUUCUCCGCUCUUGAAAAUGAUCCUCUUUUUGCUCGUGUUGCUGGAGAAGAAUUAUCACUCGAGAAAUAUCGUGAAUUAACCUUCCUUCGCUGUAGAAGGCUCUUUGAAUAUGAUUUUCUAAGGCUAGAAGAAAUAAUAGAGAAACCAUUAAAACUCGUGGUGCUGAUUACUUGCCUUGGGAUGUAUGAUUGGUCUCUUGGAGCCAAAUAUUUGCUCAAUUCCCAGGUAUUCAAAGGUGCAAUUGAGAGUGCAGGCUCUGACAAGCAUGCUGAAUUUAUUAAACAGAAUGAAAAUAUGGAGAACUUUGGAUGUUUUGCUCUGACUGAAGUAAGCCAUGGCAGCAAUACCAAGAAUAUGCGGACAACUGCUACAUAUGAUCCAACUACACAGGAAUUUGUUAUUCACUCACCUGAUUUUGAAGCUGCCAAGUUUUGGGUUGGCAACAUGGGGAAAAUGGCAACACACGCAGUUGUCUAUGCACAGUUGUACACUCCAGAUGGGCAGUGCCAUGGAUUACAUUCUUUUAUUGUACAGAUUCGAGAUAAAAAAACACUUCUUCCAAUGCCAGGAGUGCUGGUUGGUGAUAUAGGCAGGAAACUUGGACAGAAUGGUUUGGAUAAUGGGUUUGCCAUGUUUCACCAUGUCAGGAUCCCCAAGGAGAACUUGCUGAACCAAACUGGAGAUGUCACAGCUGCGGGGACCUACACAAGUACAUUCAAGGAUCGCAAGCAGCGGUUAGGAGCAUCCCUUGGUGCUUUGUCCAAUGGAAGAGUUAUGAUUAUUUCCAUGUCUGUAGUAAAUUUGAAGCUUGCCAUAUCAAUAGCUGUUCGUUUCUCAGCUACCCGGCGUCAAUUUGGACCAAUAGAUGAUGAAGAAAUACCAGUUCUGGAAUACCAAAUGCAGCAAUGGCGCUUGCUUCCUUAUUUAGCAGCCACAUAUGUAUUAGACCAUUUCUCCAGGACAUUGUUCAUUAACUCUAUGGAGUUCUACAUCGGUGUCCUCAUGAAGGACAAAAGUCCACAGCAGGCUGAACUUGGCCGUGAGAUACAUGCCUUAUCUACUUCAGGAAAGCCGCUGGCCUCUUGGCUUGCACAACAAGGAACUCAAGAAUGUCGAGAAGCUUGUGGGGGACAUGGCUAUCUAGCCAUGAAUCGCCUGGGUGAUAUCCGUAAUGACAAUGACCCAAACUGUACUUACGAAGGAGACAAUAAUGUUCUGCUACAGCAAACAAGCAACUACUUACUAGGAUGGAUGAAUGGCAAACACCAAGACAAAAGUCCUAUUAAGUCACCACUGGGAUCAGUAAAUUUUUUGGAAGACUAUGAUCAUAUCCUUUGUCAGAAAUUCACUGUGUCAAAUGUUCAAGACUGCAUGGAUUCUUCAGUAUCAUUAAAAGCAUACAAAUGGCUGGUUUGUUACCUGCUAGGAGAGAGUAUUGAAAAGCUAAGAAGCCUGAAGGAAUGUGGUUGUACUGAAUUUGAGGCAAAGAACAACAGCCAGGUGUACUAUUGUCGUUCUCUAGCUAUAGCAUUUAUUGAACACACUGUGUUGCAAAGGUACUUUGACUACGUUCACAGUUCCAACACACCAGCUAGUCUUCAACCAGUGCUGAAAGCGAUUUGUUCAUUGUAUGGGCUAUGGUCUUUAAGUAAGCACAUGGUGGUACUCUACCAAGGUGGCUACAUUUCAGGAGACAAUGCUGGUAGACUUGUACAAGAUUCAAUUCUAGAACUCUGUUCAAAGCUAAAGCAAGAGGCUGUGGCUUUGGUGGAUGUUAUUGCUCCUCCUGACUUCAUUCUCAACUCACCAAUUGGCAGGGCUGAUGGAGAGCUGUAUAAAAAUCUGUGGAGCUCUGUUCUUCAAGGGGAGAAGGUGUUGGAGAGGCCAUCCUGGUGGUCAGAAUUCUGUAAUAAUAAACCUGUGGUAGGUCGACUGAGGUCAAGAAUGUAGAUAGGAGAGUAUUUUGGAAUAGUCUAGGAAGGCCCUGGAUAGUUAAUCCUAAUCUUCCUUUAUGAGAUAAACAAUCAUGUUAGGUAAAUGUAAUUUUGUGAAGGAAAUGCUAACAAACACAAGGCUUUCAAUAGCAUUUAAGCCAAUUUUCAAGAAUGUUAGCACAAUCAAGGACAGUGCAGUCCACAAUUACCUUGUAUCAUAGAGUCAGGACAUAUACAAAUGAAGUCAAAUUAAAUGGGAAAUUCCUUAAAGCUUGAAAUGGUAGUUAGAAUUCUGGGUCAAUUAAAGAUAAGCUAUUUAGUUUUUGCAACAGUUACUCCAAAUCUGAAAUAAUGUACAACAAACUGAAAGAAAAUUAUUUUGGUACAAAGUCAAUUGGAUAUUCUGUUGAUUUAAACUUAAAUGGUUGUGCCUGGCUCAAAUGAAGUCACUGCAGAUUCCUGUUAAAAUGCUGGACAAAUAUAUCUGGGUUACUGUUAAUAUAAUUCUACUAUUCUUCCAGUAUAUAGCAGGUGAGACGUUUCUGACUUUGUUGUAUUUUUUAAAAAUCUCUGAUGCAAAUAUUAUCUAAUUUAUAUUUUAAUUUAUAUUAAUGAAUGUGCUUUUUAGAACUGUUUUUAGAAGCAGAUGCCUAAGGUGGCUGAUUUCAGCCCUUUAUCUUAAUAUAUCUUAAAUGUGAAGAUAGUAAUAUAUGUUUGUUCAUGUGUUAGGCAUAUUUGGGAAAUGUGUUUACUGACAUACAUGAUGGAAUAAAUAUUGAUACUGAUUCGAAAAAGGUUCAUUUUAAGUAUAGUUUUUAAAAUCUGUAAAAUGCUUAUAUGUAUAAUUAACUUAGCAUGACAUUGUUUCUUUUCUGUAAGAAGGUGAGAUAAAAAUAUUAGAAGGCAGCACCUAGCCUACAUGCAAGAAGGAACCUCUCUUCUUGGCCUUUGUGUGAAGAAAGCAAUGGGUGGAAGAGGGCAUAGAUCUUCUAUGCAUGUUCAGCAAACCAAGUAAUUUAAAUAGGGUUUAGGACUUCUCUGACUUAAUUUCUCAUUCCCCUGUCCAAAGUAUUCUUGGUGGAUCAACAGGAGAUGUCAGGAGUGCAGUCAGUGGCAGUGAGCAAAUUAUAGGCUAGAUCUGUAACAUCCAUUAAAAAAUUAGAAUGGCUAAUUUUUAUGUGAAUUGUGGACCAAAAUAAAAGGCAUUCAGGCAUCCUA
This is a messenger RNA of Pogona vitticeps (central bearded dragon), 4039 nucleotides long. It is a transcript of the gene ACOX3, whose product is annotated as acyl-CoA oxidase 3, pristanoyl. Gene Ontology annotation, biological process: fatty acid beta-oxidation using acyl-CoA oxidase; lipid homeostasis. NCBI's taxonomy places the organism in Eukaryota, Metazoa, Chordata, Lepidosauria, Squamata, Agamidae. Gene Ontology annotation, cellular component: peroxisome. The record is from RefSeq and is a predicted model, not a curated record. Gene Ontology annotation, molecular function: pristanoyl-CoA oxidase activity; fatty acid binding; FAD binding.